This is a messenger RNA of Aspergillus pseudotamarii, 1438 nucleotides long. RefSeq lists its product as uncharacterized. Gene Ontology annotation, molecular function: GTP binding. NCBI's taxonomy places the organism in Eukaryota, Fungi, Ascomycota, Eurotiomycetes, Eurotiales, Aspergillaceae. The transcript is spliced from 4 exons. The coding region runs from base 152 to 1363 and encodes 403 amino acids. The record is from RefSeq and is a predicted model, not a curated record.
UGUUUAUUGGGAAUGAUGGAUGAUACCACACUCUAUAUAAGGCUCUUCAAAUGCGGCGCAAAAUGUCAAUACUGCCGCCAAUAUUGAAGUUCCCUUUUCUCAUCUACCGUGCUUCGUACUACUUUACACUACACCCAGUAUCAAACCAUCCAUGGCGUCCGUGGCUGAACGAACCAGAGAGUGUCUCGCAGAGCUGGAGGUUCACUUUACAGAGACCAAAAUCCCUUCUGACGUACUGAUCAUUCUCGGACGAACUGGGUCCGGGAAAUCAUCUCUUCUAGAGGACCUAUCUGGUCUCAAUGGUUACUCACAACAGAGUGUUGACUCCGUCACAACGACCAUCCAACUCUGCAAAGCUAUCAUCAACGACAAACCCUACUUCGUCAUGGAUACACCGGGCUUCGACCCCAACGCCGAGGAGAGGGCAUUCCGUGAAAUCAUACGCGGUGUGCAAUCCAUCCGCCCCUUCGCCCGCAUUACCGGUUUCCUAUAUCUCACCUGCAUCCCCCAAGAACGGUUCGAUGACUUUGACCGAAAGUUGAUCCAGUUCAUCCGUGCCUUGAGUGGGCUGCAGUACAUUCCCCGCGUCACGUUUAUAACAACCUUCUGGACCGCGACGCCGGGACAGGCGGCAUCUUACAGCCAUCGCCUUGCGUCCCUUCGGCGCAGAUGGGAGGAUGGUGUUAAUGUGCGCGGGUUGAAGACAUAUCAACACGGCUGGGACUACAACGGCGCUGGUGGAGAUAGAGGUGUGAUUAUUGAUUGGUUUAUCAACCGCGAACAGAUUGCGCGCCAUGCGAAGGAGAUGGUUACAAGGAAUUAUAGCAAUCCGAGUAUUGUCGCUUCGAGGAUCGAAGCGGAACUGGAUGCUAAUGUGCCCAUCCACGAAACGGACGCGGGGAGAUUGCUUGGGCUACCUACUCCUGCUCCGUCGCAGUUUACCACAAGCGCACACGCAGCAGCACGACCGAGCCAAAAUGCCUCUUCGCAUACAGAUGCCUCGAACCCGGUACCCCCGCUGGCCGCACAUACAUCUAGUAAUACAACCCAAGAACAAACAGCGACCCCGCCGCCUGCGACUUCUGCUACCCAAGUGCUUCUUGAGGGACUCAGCUGGUGCUUCCGCAAUAUUAACCUUGGCAGUGUAGCCAGAGGCACGGGUUCAAGACCGAGCAUGGUUAGUGGCGAUCCAUAUAGAGGAGGUGGAGAUCCUCUUUCCCAUGUCGACUUGAUGAAAUCGAGAGGCCUUGACUCGAGCAGGGAGGCCAGGGUGAUAUAUGCUCGGCAACAUGGAAUAGGAGGCGUACCUUUCUCUGCGUCGUGGGGGGAGGCAAUGCUGAGGCAUCUUCAAAAGAAUGGAUGAUACAAUACAUGGCGAUUGAAAACAAGAUGGUUUGAAGGGCGCAAGGAAUAUGAUAUGGUUCGUAGUUGUUUAUAA